GUAAUGGCUAGAAAGUCCUCAGUCGACUCCGAGUUGCUGGCAAAGACAGCAGCAGCUCUUGAAUACAACAACGUCACUUCGUUUACAACAGCGUGAUCUGCGAUUGCAUCGAGUACUUUGUGCACUUUCUACAAUACUCUAUAUAUGCCCUAUAGUAGGAUGUCGCGCUACCAAUGCUCAAGUGUCACUUUUAUUUGCCUGCCUUCCGUGUUGUCGAUCAAAGCGGUUGGUUGGACAAUGAUUUUGUUGUUUAUUACUCAAGUCAAAAGCGCAUCAUACAUCCACGGCAACGACGGAGUGACAAUACCGUCAGUGGCCAAAUUCUUUCCUCAAAUACAAUCGGAUCUUUCGCGAGUCAAGUGGGGACAUGGAGUCAACAGUAAGGCCCAGCUCAGCCAGACACUUCAAGGAACUGACAUGAUGAUUGAAGCGGAUGUGUCUAUGGGGAUCGUAACGGGUCGCGAAGGAAAGUUUCUGCCAAUCAUGGCUCAUCCGCCUUUUAAAUCAUCGGAUUUGAGUUUAGAAGAAUUUCUUGACACUACGCUGAGCAGCAGAACGCCAAAGGGAAUCAAGCUAGAUUUCAAAGACAUGGAAGCAGUCGAGUUAUCACUCAGGACCAUAAAAACGCGAGCUAACAAGAUUUACGCACCACUUUGGCUAAACGCGGACAUUAUCCAGGGGCCCGUCAAUGCAACCACAAAGCCACUGGAUGCAAGGCGAUUUCUGAAUCUGACAAAGAGCUACUUUCCUGAUGCUGUUCUCUCCGUUGGAUGGACAACCAGGUAUGGUCCUGAUGUGUCUUCAUGGCCGCUGCAGAUCAUCAACGAAGGUUCGUACACAAUGAACCACAUGAUCCAACUGCGUGAUGCUCUCAGAGCGGCUCAAAUCCGCCAGCCGGUGACCUUUCCCAUUCGGGCUGGUUUAUGUACCACGCCAGAGUCUCAGCGCAGCAUUAUAUGGUUACUGGAACAGGUUGAAGACAGCACGCUGACCAUUUGGAGUGGACCGUUCGACACUGUCGACGUGCCCGGACUAAUGAAACUCAUUAAACACGUUGGCACGAAAAGAAUUUACAUCGACGUCUCCAGCGGCCUCCUCUGUGAAAUUCAGCAUUUCAACGAUCGUUAUUAGCUUGUCAUCGUGGCUAAAUAGGAAAAGCUUUUGCAUUAUGCAAUCGCCUCUAAGAAAAAAAUAGAGUCAAGUCUGAGCUGCGCAACGACUUGCCAAUGUAGAGCCUACCUUGCCGUGCAAUAAGCUUUAUAAUCGUGUUGUAAUGAAACGUCUGUAAGAACACCGCCAGUUCGCCUUGCGAUUUUAUAAUAAAUGUCGUUUUGUGGCAUUUAACAAAGCCACAACUUUUUGAAAA
This is a messenger RNA of Daphnia pulex (common water flea), 1366 nucleotides long. Its product is annotated as protein FAM151B-like. The record is from RefSeq and is a predicted model, not a curated record. Bases 145 to 1131 code for a protein of 328 amino acids. The transcript has 6 exons. Lineage: Eukaryota; Metazoa; Arthropoda; Branchiopoda; Diplostraca; Daphniidae.